Messenger RNA from Adineta steineri, 528 nucleotides. The record is from the annotation of a GenBank genome assembly. NCBI's taxonomy places the organism in Eukaryota, Metazoa, Rotifera, Eurotatoria, Adinetida, Adinetidae.
AUGUUGCCUGUUCUUCGCUCACGUACGGGCUUGACACGUGUUGCUAAUCAAUUAUUAGCUGCUCGUCGUCAACAAGAUGCAUUUCGUGUUCCUGCACAAAAUUCAUCAGCUGUAUCUGUACUUACAGAUGAACAACGUGCACACAAUCUUAAAAUUUGGCCAGGUGUUCCUGAAAGUGUUCGACCAUUACCAAUUGAUUAUUGCCCAAUUGAUCCAUUUGAAUAUGAUAAGAUCUCUGAUCAAUUUAGCUCACAAGUUAAAAUGUGGAAAUGGUUAUCUUUAUUAGUUGCUAUACCAGCUGUUGCUCUAUUAACAUAUCUUAAUUUAGUCGUACCACAAGACCAUGUACGUCCAGAAUUUAAAGAUUGGGAUCAUUUACGACCAAAAAUGAAAUGGCCAUUCUUAGAUGGAAUUCAUUCACCAUUUCAUAGUAAAUGGUUUAAUGCAAUUCAUUAUGAUGGCAAAGGUUAUGAAACAACUGAUGCUGAAUUUGAAAAAGAAUUUCAUGGCCAUGGUAGCAAACAUUAG